UUCUCCUGCUCCUGAGGCGACGGCCACCCCACUUUCUCCAUUGCUCUCCCGCUCCCCGCUCCAAAACCAAAAGCGCGGGCAGGCCCCUCUUCUCCGCGUCUCGCAGCAGGUAGAGUGUGUGCGCUCCAGGCUGGUUCUCUGGCCCAGGCUGCUUAAGCGGCCUUAUGGCCCUGAGCCGGGAGGUCUGGAGCAGGCGCUCUGUGCUCCCGCUGCUGCUGCUGCUGCUGCUGCUGCAGCCAUGCGCGGCCGACUACUGCAGCUGGAAGGGCAGUGGUUUGAACUGGGAACCACAUUCCCGUGCUGUGGAACAGGUCCACCUCCGCUGUACCGAAGGCUUCCUGGAAUGGAUGUACCCAGCACGAGCCCUCCGUGUCAUCUUGGAGCCCAACCUCUCAAGUUCCCAACACAUCACUGUCUGCAUCAAACCUUUCCACAAUUUUCAAGGUGCCAACCUCUAUGUAGAGCAUGGAGAACAGUUGCACCUGCUGGUGAGCGAGGCUGAAGAGUCACGGCGGCACCAGGUCUCAUGCUUCAGCAGCCAUACCCCUCAGCGAGUGGCCCUCUUCUUACAGGCCACUCCUCAGGGGGACAUCGGCCGCAAGUCUGCCAGCUUCCAGUAUGAACUGCUUAGCAACCGGAGUGCUGUGGGUCCAGACUUCCAGAAAAUGGCCCUUGUGGAAGUUGUGUGCCGUCCUUGUGAUAAUAUGGAGCUUCUCAUGGCCAUUUGCAGCAGUGAUUUUGUGGUGAGAGGAACAAUCCAAAACGUCAGCCAUGAUCCAGAAAAUCACGUGUCUUGGGUUGACGUUAGCGUGGACAGAGUCUACAGGCAGAAAAACCAGAUCUUUAAGCCAGAAGAAACCACGGGUGAGUGGCGAGGGCCCAUCAAAACCCUCCUGCAAUGUAAGGUGAAGAAAGGCGCUGGGGAUUUCCUGUUUACAGGCAACGAGCAUUUUGGCGAAGGGUGGUUGGGCUGUGCUUCAAGAUUUAAAGACUUCUGUGCUGUCUAUCAAACCGCCAGAGAGAGAGGAGCAAAUCCUUGUGAGUUUCAGUUUGACUGAUGCCUGCCAACCACGGUCAAGAUAACUGGUUUCAAAACAGUUUGUCUGUCUAGAGGAAUAGUCUCAAUUAUUGACACAGAUGGAGCACUAAAAGAAACGUCUGUGGGUGCCAGGAAGACUUGGCUUCCCGUCUUCCUCUGUCGUGGAAUUAAUGUGGUAUCUUGGGUUAAUUGGCGUCAUCUCGUUUCCCAUCUGUAAAAUCAGAAUGGUGGCCUACCUCACAGGGUUGUUGUGAGGGCAAACAAUAAAUAAAGCACUUUUGCUAAUAAAAAGGCAGAAAAAUGAUUAGUGAUUGUUGGAUCUAAAAUUCAAAGAACAUGUUAUGUAAAAAGGAGGAAGCAUCCCAGUUAAAGGGGAUUUUAUGCUAUGAAGUAUUAGGGAUGAAGACACCAGCUCUGUAAAGAAGAUAGGAACCUUGCUGAUUUAAUGGUUUCUAACUAUUUUAAGGAAGUAUCUCCAUUUUAGAGUUCGGAAUGUACUUUGAGGCAGA
Molecule: messenger RNA, 1548 nt
Organism: Candoia aspera
Lineage: Eukaryota; Metazoa; Chordata; Lepidosauria; Squamata; Candoiidae
Product: meteorin-like protein
Exons: 4
Coding region: 165-1058 (297 amino acids)
Molecular function (GO): hormone activity
Source: RefSeq, a predicted model, not a curated record